Molecule: messenger RNA, 1254 nt
Organism: Lodderomyces pseudojiufengensis
Lineage: Eukaryota; Fungi; Ascomycota; Pichiomycetes; Serinales; Debaryomycetaceae
Gene: STE3
Product: Ste3p
Exons: 1
Coding region: 1-1254 (417 amino acids)
Biological process (GO): G protein-coupled receptor signaling pathway
Cellular component (GO): membrane
Molecular function (GO): mating-type factor pheromone receptor activity
Source: RefSeq, a predicted model, not a curated record
AUGCAUCCUGGAGCUGCUGCUACUGCUUCAUUUGCAAUAAUUGCAUUUUUUUUAUUAAUUCCACCAUUUGCAUGGCAUUUAAAAUCAAAAAAUAUUCCUGCAAUUUUUUUAGUAUUUUGGUUAAUUAUAAUAAAUUUAAUUGGUUUUAUAAAUGCAAUGAUAUGGAGUGGUGAUAAUUUUACUCAAGUUUAUGAUGGACAAGGUUGGUGUGAUAUUACAACAAAAUUAGAAGCUGGUUCAGGUGUUGGAAAAUUAUGUGCUAUUACUUGUAUUUCAAUGAAUCUUUAUAUGAUUUUAUGUGCUAAACAUCCACUGUUUAUGGAUCCAAAAAGUUGGAAAAAAAUUACAAUUGAUUUGGUGAUGUGUUUAUUUACUCCAAUUUUUAUAAUGUCAACAAAUUUUAUUAUUCAAUCUAAAAGAUAUUAUAUUGCAAGAUAUAAUGGUUGUGUUACUGUUUAUUCUCCUACUAAUGCUACUAUUGGAUUAUUUUUGGUAUGGCCAGUUAUAUGGAGUAUAAUUGCAUUAAUAUUUGCUUUAUUGACAUUAUAUAAAUAUUUUCAAAAAAGAAAAGAUGUUAAAGAUUUAUUAAAAUGUACAAAUUCUGGAUUAAAUUUAAAAAGAUUUGCAAGAUUAUUAAUUUUUAAUUUCUUGAUUGUAUUUGCAAUGACACCAUUGGCAAUAUUAUAUUUUACUCAACAAAAUCAAUAUAUAGAAUCUAAAUUCAAUUGGAAUGUUGUUCAUGAUUCUACUUGGGGUCAAAUUCAAUAUGUUGAUAUUGGGUUUUUCACAAUGGCUGAUAGAAUAGUUAAUAUUACUUUAUCAAUUAUUGCAUUUUUAUUAUUUGGUUUAGGUAAAGAUGCUUUAUCAAUGUAUAAAUCAUUUUUUAGAAGAUUUCAACCAAAAAGAUUUAAUAAUUCAAAAGAUGAUAACUUCAAUAGUGGUACAUUAUCUAAACAAACAACAUAUAUUAAUUCAUCUACUCCAACAAAAUUAUUAUCAAAUAAAUCUCAAUUUAGUGCAGGCACUAAUUUUAGUCAACCAACAAUGCGUGAUUUUAAUGAAUUUGGAGAUGUUAUUAAUGAAUUAGGUUUAGAUGAUAAUUUAAAUAACAACUCAUCUUCCUUAAAUUUAGAAUCUAAAACAGAACUAUUAAAAGAUGAAGAUGAUGAAGCUAAAAUUGGAUAUAUUGAAGUUGAAGAUUCUAAUUUAAAUGAUGAUAUAUUAUACACUUAUGAAGUUAAACAAAAAAUUUAA